This is a messenger RNA of Linum trigynum, 246 nucleotides long. Lineage: Eukaryota; Viridiplantae; Streptophyta; Magnoliopsida; Malpighiales; Linaceae. The record is from the annotation of a GenBank genome assembly.
AUGGCAGGAGUAGCACAGGCGUUGAAGCGAAUCCCUAGCAUCAAGUUCCCCCAGCGGCGCCCCAAUCCUUCCACAGGUUCUGUUUCCAAGACAGAAGGAGCUUCCGCUGCUGGAAAUGCUAUUUCAAACUUCUUCUCCAGUGUUAAGGCUUCAAAAUCUCUUGGAGGUCAAGCUUCUCUUCAGCCCAAACGAACGCCAGUUUCUCGUGAUGAGAUUGAGACAAUCUUGUUGGGCGGCUGCAUCUGA